CAAGCCAUGGGAUGGAUGAUGGAAGCCAGGGCGCCAAACAUUUAAAAGUAAGACUUCUCCGCGGAGAGCUCGACCUAAGGGCGGUGGAAGGCCUUGAAUGGAGGGAAACCCUAGUCGAGAGAUCGGAAACCCUGGAGAGAUUGGCAGAGAAAUGGCUCACGGGGAGAAGACCCUCCAGGUCUUCUGCAUCGGCACUGCCGACACGAAGCUGGACGAGCUCCGGUUCCUCUACGAUCGCCUCCGAUCUGAUCUCGAUGUCUUCUCUAAGGGCUCUUCAAUCAAGGUCAAGGUGACUAUAGUGGAUGUUUCCACUGGCCAAAAGGCGAUUGCCGGUGUGAAAGAUAUUCCAUUUGUGAGUAGAGAUGCUGUUCUCUCUUGCUACCCAGAGGCUGAAGGACAUUUAUUUUACAAGCUUCCCGAUGACAGAGGCAAAGCCGUUGCAAUUAUGAGCAUGGGGCUUGAAUGUUUCCUAAAGAAAGCAUAUGAAGAUGAAAUCCUUGUUGGAGCCAUAGGUCUUGGAGGAAGUGGUGGAACUUCACUAAUUGCUUCUGCAUUAAGAUCUCUUCCUUUGGGUGUUCCAAAGAUAAUUGUAUCCACUGUGGCGAGUGGUCAAACUGGACCUUACAUUGGAACAUCUGAUUUAGUAUUGUUUCCUUCUGUUGUCGACAUCUGUGGUAUCAACAGUGUUAGCCAGGUUGUUUUGUCUAAUGCUGGAGCGGCUGCUGCUGGUAUGAUCAUUGGAAGAUUAUUGAUAAAAGCUGAUGCUUAUGGGGAGAUGGCUGAGAAACCUACAGUUGGGAUAACUAUGUUUGGGGUUACCACACCAUGUGUAACUGCUGUAAAAGAAAAAUUGAUGAAUGAAGGCUAUGAGACGCUUGUCUUCCAUGCCACUGGUGUUGGUGGCAAAGCCAUGGAGGACCUUGUUAGAGGGGGGUUUAUACAGGGGGUUUUGGAUAUUACAACCACUGAAGUUGCUGAUUAUAUAGUGGGUGGUGUUAUGGCUUGUGACAGUUCUCGGUUUGAUGUCAUGAUAGAGAAAAAGGUUCCCUUGGUUCUCAGUGUAGGUGCCUUGGAUAUGGUGAAUUUGGGGGCUAAACAUACCAUACCUCCAGCUUUUGAAAACAGAAAGAUUUAUAUACAUAAUGACCAGGUUUCGUUAGUUCGAACUACUGUGGUAGAAAACAAAAAAAUUGCAAGGUUUAUAGCUGACAAGGUGAAUAAAUCAUCAUCAAAAAUUCGCAUUUGUCUGCCCCAGAAUGGAGUCUCUGCACUGGAUGCACCUGGAAAGCCAUUUUAUGACCUGCAAGCUACAUGUUCUCUUAUAGAUGAACUUGAUAAACUGGUUGACAAGAAUGAAGAACGACAGGUGCGGUCUUAUCCGUACCACAUAAAUGAUCCUGCAUUUGCAGACAUAUUGGUUGACUCAUUCUUAGAGAUUAGUACCAAGUUUUCUUCAAUGGCAAGCCCUCAACUAAGGGCUCCUCAUGGGCAAAAAAAAGGCCUAGAUAAUGAAGUUGACAUUUCAGAGGUGAAAUUUCUUGAUGAUAAAGCCUUGUGGAAGGCUCCGUUAGACUUCCCUGAUGCAAACCCAGAAACUUUACUGAGGACAUUGGGGAUAUUAAACCAACUGAAGCAACAGAUCAAUAAUGGUGUCCCAAUAAUAGGGGCAGGUGCUGGAACUGGCAUAUCUGCAAAGUUUGAAGAGGUUGGUGGAGUGGAUUUGAUUGUGCUGUAUAAUUCUGGUCGAUUUCGAAUGGCAGGAAGGGGAUCUUUGGCUGGCUUAUUGCCCUUUGCAGAUGCAAAUGGAGUUGUCCUUGAGAUGGCCAAUGAAGUAUUGCCUGUAGUAAAAGGAGUACCAGUUCUAGCUGGAGUAUGUGCUACUGAUCCAUUUCGGCAAAUGGAUCAAUUCCUAAAGCAGCUGGAAGCAAUUGGAUUUUGUGGGGUGCAGAAUUUUCCAACUGUUGGACUCUUUGAUGGUAACUUCCGCCAGAACCUUGAAGAGACAGGAAUGGGCUACAGCUUGGAGGUUGAAAUGAUCCACAAAGCCCAUAGGUUAGGCCUCCUGACAACCCCGUAUGCUUUCAACAUAAAUGAAGCCAUUGCCAUGGCCAAGGCUGGUGCUAGUAUCAUAGUGGCGCAUAUGGGUCUGACAACAUCAGGAUCAAUUGGAGCACAAACAGCCAUCACGCUUGAUGACAGUGUUGCCCUUGUUCAAGCUAUUGCAGAUGCUGCUCUUUCAAUCAAUCCCAAUGUUAUUGUUCUCUGCCAUGGAGGUCCCAUCUCAGGCCCUCGAGAAGCAGAGUUUGUAUUAAAGAGCACCAAGGGGGUGCAUGGCUUCUAUGGUGCGUCAAGCUUGGAGAGGCUUCCAGUUGAACAAGCAAUCACAAACACGGUCAAGGAGUACAAAUCCAUUAGCAUUAAGAGAGAUUAAAACAGUGUUACUUAAAUUUUUUUUUUUUAUUCCCCUAUCAUGUUUUCUAUGUGCUGUGUGUGUAUUCAAACUGUGUCAAAUGAAAUGACAUAAAUAUGAUGUGUAAAAUAAUAAAUUUAACUUUUAUCUGC
This is a messenger RNA of Dioscorea cayenensis subsp. rotundata (Guinea yam), 2562 nucleotides long. RefSeq names its product toMV susceptible protein tm-1(GCR26). The record is from RefSeq and is a predicted model, not a curated record. The coding region runs from base 98 to 2431 and encodes 777 amino acids. Lineage: Eukaryota; Viridiplantae; Streptophyta; Magnoliopsida; Dioscoreales; Dioscoreaceae. Gene Ontology annotation, molecular function: catalytic activity. The transcript is spliced from 10 exons.